AUGCCAACCGACUUCGACGCCCUGCGCGCGUCCCAAUUCUCGCGCCUAGACGCCGCCUCUCCGCCGCACGCCUACCUAGACUACACGGGGUCGGGUCUGUACCCGCAGUCGAUCCUGCACCACCACCAAACCCUCCUGCGCACGCACUGCCUGGGCAACCCGCACUCGUCCAACCCGACGUCCGCGGUGUCCACAGCGAAGAUCGACGCCGCGCGCCGCGCAGUCCUGCGCUACUUCAACGCCGACCCGGCCGAGUACUGCCUCGUCUUCACCCCCAACGCCUCGGCCGCCAUCAAGCUCGUCGCGGAGGCCUUCCCGUUCACCCCGCGCUCCGCCCUCCUCCUCCUCGCCGACAACCACAACUCCGUCAACGGCAUCCGCGUCUACGCAUGCCGCGCGGCCGCCUCCACCACUUACAUCCCGCUCGCCUCCGCCAUGCGCUGCCCGCCCCUCGCCCCCUACCUGCACAAACGUAAUACGGACGCGAACAACCUCUUCGCUUUCCCCGCCCAGUCCAACUUCUCCGGCGUCAAGCACGACCUCGCCGCCGUCCGCGCCGCACACAGGCACGCAUGGUAUGUCCUGCUCGAUGCAGCCGCCUUCGUCCCCACCUCCAAACUCGACCUUUCUGUCGUCCGCCCCGACUUUGUCCCCGUUUCCUUCUACAAGAUCUUCGGCCUGCCCACCGGCGUCGGCGCUCUCAUCGCUAAGAAAAAGUCCCUCGCCGUCCUCAAGCGCCCCUGGUUUGCGGGGGGCACCGUCAAGUAUGCCAGCGUCAAGAACAAUGUCCACUCCCUCUGCACGGACGAGUCCGCCUUCGAGGAGGGCACCGUCAACUUUCUCUCCAUCCCGGCCAUCACCUUUGGCAUUCAAUUUAUUUCACGCAUUGGCAUUGACAACAUUAACGCCAGGGUCCAUGCCCUCACCACCACCCUCCUCCGCGGCAUGCUCGCCCUCAAGUAUACCAACGGCGCCCCUAUGCUCACCAUAUACGGCCCGCACACCAUGAAGGACCGCGGCGGUACUAUUGCUUUCGAUGUCCUCACCCCGACUGCAUCCCGCGUCGACGCACGCCACAUUGAGAAGGCCGCCAACAAACAAAACAUCUCCCUCCGCACGGGCUGCUUUUGCAACCCCGGCGCAGCCGAGACUGCCCUCAAAGCCCACGCCUCACGCACGAGCAAGUGCGUUCACCUCAUACCGAACACUGACCUUUCCCUGGAGCACGUCUCCAAAUGCGUCGGCGAGUAUCUCGGCGCUAUUCGCGUAAGCGUCGGCAUUGCCACUUCGGAACAGGACAUUUCUACUUUCCUUUCCUUCCUCCGCAAGUUCUGCUCCAAGUUCCAGGGAGGCAGAGGUGGCAUCAAGAACGCUGCCGAUAUCAACAGCGGCAUUAUCAAACUCGUCUUGGAUGAUGUCAGGGACUCGCGCAAGAAGCAUCGACAUCAUCAUCUCAGUAGUCAGAGUUGAGAGUCUGGUUUUUUGUUUUGUUUUGUUUAGACCGCCGAGAUUCCAGUUCUUCACACGUAUUUUUGGAGCAUGAACUGACAUUUUACUUUAGUGCUAACGCAUAGAUCAUAGAUUCACAUUUUAGAGUUUUGUAGUUCUGCUUGCAGUUCAAGUAAAGCAUAGUUGCCGCCCCAUUCACAUCUUUGCACCA
Messenger RNA from Chondrus crispus (carragheen), 1660 nucleotides. RefSeq lists its product as hypothetical. The coding region runs from base 1 to 1470 and encodes 489 amino acids. The transcript has 2 exons. NCBI's taxonomy places the organism in Eukaryota, Rhodophyta, Florideophyceae, Gigartinales, Gigartinaceae. The record is from RefSeq and is a predicted model, not a curated record.